AUGCGAAGAGGUGCUGCGUUAGUCGACAUUCUCAAGCUUCGUCCUCGUGCUCACGCAUCUCCUUAUAUGGUCCGUCCGGAGGAGUAUCCUAUCUACUACGAGCAGAGGUAUUCGGUGCGAUCGUCGAGGUAUCCUCUGUCGCUCAAAAGCAAGACCAGAGCGAGUAAGAAUCUGCCAGGUCUACCGCCACCUGUGACUCAAGCAGGGGGGCAGAUGAGUAGCAAGCCUCCUAGUGUACUCAUGGAACCACACAUGGCGUACCUUAAGGGUUCAGAUAACAGAUAUCUCAAUCGUGCUGGUACCAAGAGAUCCCAAGCGUCAAACGUUCCGAGCAUUUCGAUUCGCAGCAUUGGAGACGAGCCCACGUCCCCGAUAUCGUCGAGUCAUCAAACGACCCGCUGGAGCUGGACGAAUUCAGAGGCUCCAUCAACGCCUCGCUUGAACAUCGAAAGGAAAAGGACAUCGAACGGAUCUCUGGUUCCAAAUUACAAGCCUGUCGGAUUCGGCAACGACUACCAGCUGUCUUCGAUUCAAGAAGACAGCCUCUCACCUGGAUUGCCGAACUCGAAUCAUAUUCACAAGAAAACAAAUUCUAUACCUAGGGGUGGAGUACCUGGCAAAGCCCAAGAGUUCUUAGAAACGGGUGGUACUGGCUAUCUGCCCCCAAGAGUACCAUCCAAAUCCAAGUCGGCUCCCUGGAAGUCAGUCUUCCGCGGCUGA
This is a messenger RNA of Aureobasidium musti, 720 nucleotides long. The record is from the annotation of a GenBank genome assembly. Lineage: Eukaryota; Fungi; Ascomycota; Dothideomycetes; Dothideales; Saccotheciaceae.